AUGAAAAGGUGUGCCCCGGCCGUACUGAAAACUUACAAUUAUAAGAAGGGUGUAUGGAGUACUGGCGUGCCCGAUCAUAUAAGAAGGCUGUUUCGAGAUAAAUCGACCUCACCUUUGUGCUCGCAGGAUGAGAAAAGUCUGGUCUCAUUCUUUAUGGCGCGGAGGACCAUUCCUCCGAAGUCAGCUAGUUUUGCGUUAACUAAGAGGGCAACAACGGCAAUAACAACAAGCUCUGCUACCACAACUUUUGAGCGACAGUAUCUUAUAAAGUACCUUUAUCGACAUCAAGCCUAUGGAAAUGUGAUAAAAAUUGCACAAAACUUCCUUUAUACUACUAUCGGCUCUCGAAGGCUGUUAAGGCAGGAUGUCUCACUGCCUGAAUUGAAAAGGGUUUUUCUCUCUUUAGUAAUUAUGCAAAGAGGUAUCCAGUUAGACCAAGCAAUGUUCGAUGUUAUAUCACAAUUCCUAUUGACGCAAAAGUCAAUGGUUGUAGCUUUGAUUAACUCGGUCUUUUCGAAGAUGAUUGCAAUGAAUAUGCAUGAGGAAGCAGUGUAUAAAUGGGCCAAGUGGAUGAAAUUGGUCAACGGCCAUUGUGAAUUUACAAACUAUAUGGAAAACAGAAUAAUUCUGAGGAACUUUCUAUCAUUUAUGAGGCAGUCAGGUGUUCGUCCCGAUUUUUUAUCUUACCUUAAAGCUAUCCAACUCACUCAGGGACCCGCAUUAGCUUCUCAAUUUGCAACUACGUUGAUGUUCCUAUUGACUUAUGUCAGAAGAUUUUCCUCGACAGAGGAUGUUUGGGAUUACAAAUGUGAACAUAAUCUACCAAUAACAGAUUCUGACCUGACGUGUAUUCUGAAGACAUACUGUCACAAGCAGAAGUUUUCUUUGGUUUCACAGACAUAUUAUAAAUAUCCUGACGCUCAACACGACCAAAACCAAUUUGAUUAUCUUUUAGUGGCCCAUUCUAAGCUGCAUGAUUGGGUUGCACUACAGCAGCAAUUCAAUGCUCUUUUCGGUAUUGGUAAGUUGCCUUCGAUACAACAUUACGGUAUUUUGAUGUAUACAAUGGCCAGAAUUGGUGAAUUGGACAGUGUCAAUAAACUAUAUACUCAACUUUUGAGAAGAGGAAUGAUACCGACGUACGUCGUUUUACAGUCUUUAUUAUACGCGCAUUAUAAAGUUGGGGAUUUUGCAGCCUGCUUUAGCCAUUUUGAACUAUUUAAGAAAUAUGACAUAGCCCCUUCAACCGCAACCCACACCAUAAUGCUCAAGGUAUAUCGCGGUUUGAAUGAUCUUGAUGGUGCCUUUAGAGUAUUGAAAAGACUAAGUGAGGAUUCUAGCGUUGAAAUUACGGAGGGUCAUUUCGCCUUACUAAUACAAAUGUGUUCCAAAUCCACAAACCAUUUGAUUGCUCAAGAAUUAUUCAAUCUUAUGGAGGACCACUAUAACAUUCAACACACUGGAAAAAGUGUCGCCGCAUUGAUGGACGUAUAUAUUGAGAGUGACAAGACAACAGAGGCGAUAGCAUUAUUUGAAAAACAUUCAAAAAGCUUAUCUUGGAGGGAUGGCUUAAUCUCGGUGUACAACAAAGCUAUCAAGGCAUAUAUUAGUUUACGGAAUACAAAUAAGUGCGAAGAGAUUUUUCACAAGAUUACAGAUUUAAAUCUAGCUCUUGACAGUGAAUUUUACCAAAUGAUGAUCAGAUUCUUAGUCGCAUUAAAUCAAGACUUUGAAACGGCAUUGAGUAUUAUAGAUCAAUUGAUAAAACAUCCUGUGAUUAAAGUGGACGCCACCCAUUUCGAGAUUAUAAUGGAAGAAUAUGAUAAAAUAGGUUAUCGCGAUGGUGUGAUCGAUUUGUACAGAUUGAUGUCACAAAAUAAAGUUGCGGCAAAUUCCAAAAUAUUAUAUUUUAUAUUAAAAGCCGUCGCUAAGAAGAGCUUGCAAAAUAAUGAAGACAUAAAGGAAAUGAUAAAAAUGGUAGAAGACAUUAUGAAUAAUGCUGCCAAUGGGACUCUUGAUGUUACAUUUAACAAGCUGCAUCCUUCGGUCAUGGCAUGGCCAAUGAGGAUGAUUGUUAAGCAUGAUAGCCCACAACGGGCUUUGGAAUUAUACAAUCGAUACAAUGAGCUUUUCUUCAAAAAGCAUGACUGGGUCCCUAACAAUAACAAAUUCGUAAUGAUGAGAUCAUUGUUGGUACUACUAGCCCAGAUUGAACAAUGGAAAGAUUUUGAAACAUUAUUCGCUAAAUACAUGGAUCGUAUUGAAAGCAUUGAAAAUUUACCAUCUUCCACAACACCAAAUACUAAAUUGAGAAGUUUGUUCAGGGGACUUUUCCCAUAUAAGGUUAAUCAGUUAGUUGCAAUGAACAAAAUCGAUGAAUUACCCUUAAUGUGGAAAAAAUUACAAGAAAAAGGCUUCAUCUUGGACAAUAUAUCGUGGAAUAGCGUUGUGGACGCCUUAUUUAAGGAUCCAAGGACCAUUUCAUAUGGCAUGAAGAUCGUUGACGAUACUUUAAUCCAUGGUUAUGACCUGAUCCAUAAAUUUAGACUAUUAAAGAAACUAUCUCAAGAUACGACACACUCGAGUGAUAAAUCUUGGCCAACAUUGGAAUUGAAAGAAAAAUACCCGCACAAAUUCCAACCUAGGUUAUACUUACAAAGUGACACAUACAGUAACGUAGUGAGACAGCUGGACAGCUAUCUGAAUGGUAUUGAUAAUCUGACAGCACUAGAAGAUCGGAUACGUGAUUUUAUAUCGAAUUACAGAUAUUUUAUGAAAGAUUAUUUAUUGAAACCGAGAGAUAAUAUCAAUAAAUGGGACCAAAUUGAAAUAAGGCAUUCCUCGUACUUCAAAGAACUAAGAAUAUCUAAAAGAAUACUGUCAGCCAGUAAGUUUUAG
This is a messenger RNA of Saccharomyces kudriavzevii IFO 1802, 2898 nucleotides long. RefSeq names its product Pet309p (gene PET309). Lineage: Eukaryota; Fungi; Ascomycota; Saccharomycetes; Saccharomycetales; Saccharomycetaceae. The record is from RefSeq and is a predicted model, not a curated record. Gene Ontology annotation, molecular function: protein binding. Bases 1 to 2898 code for a protein of 965 amino acids. The transcript has a single exon.